CACUUGCAGCCAAUGCUGGAACAGGGUUUGCUGUGGCUGAACCUCAGAUUGCCAUGUUCUGUGGUAAGCUAAAUAUGCACGUGAAUAUCCAGACUGGGAAAUGGGAGCCCGAUACUUCUGGGACCAAGAGCUGCUUUGGACGAAAGGAAGAGGUUCUGCAGUACUGUCAGGAGAUCUAUCCAGAGCUUCAGAUUACAAAUGUGGUAGAAGCCAACCAACCGGUCAGCAUUGACAACUGGUGCAAGAAAGGCAAAAAGCAGUGCAAGGAUCACACUCACAUUGUUGUGCCCUACAAGUGUCUGGUGGGUGAGUUUGUAAGCGAUGUCCUUCUAGUUCCAGAGAAGUGCAGAUUCUUCCACAAGGAACGGAUGGAUGUGUGUGAAAGUCACCAGCACUGGCACACUGUGGCCAAAGAGGCAUGUCUGACAGAGGGGAUGAUCCUGCACAGUUAUGGCAUGCUGCUUCCUUGUGGAGUAGACCAGUUCCAUGGUACAGAGUACGUAUGUUGCCCUCAGACCAAAAUUGUUGACGAAGCCCUUUCCAAAGAGGAAGAGGAAGAAGAUGAGGAUGAAGAUGAAGACUAUGACCUUUAUAAAAGUGAGUUCCCUACUGAGGCAGAUGUAGAAGACUUCACAGAAACAGCUGUGGAGGAAGAUGAGGAGGAAGAUGAGGAAGGGGAGGAGGAGGAGGAAGUGGUGGAAGAUCGCGAUUACUAUUAUGACAGUUAUAAAGUGGAUGAUUACAAUGAAGAGACCCCCACAGAACCCAGCAGUGACAAGUCUCUUUCUGAAAAGGAAAUUAUCAGUGAUGUGAAAGUUGUCUGCUCCCAGGAGGCGAUGACAGGUCCCUGCCGGGCUGUGAUGCCUCGUUGGUACUUCGACCCUAACAAGAGAAAAUGCAUUCGCUUUAUAUAUGGAGGCUGCGGAGGCAACAGGAACAAUUUUGAGUCAGAGGAAUAUUGUAUGGCUGUGUGUAAAAAGAUAAUUCCUCCUACUCCUGUACCCACCGAUGACGUGGAUGUCUACUUCGAAACCCCAGCAGAUGACAAUGAGCAUGCCCGCUUCCAGAAAGCAAAGGAGCAGCUAGAAGUCCGACAUCACAACCGCAUGGACAGGGUGAAAAAGGAAUGGGAGGAAGCAGAGCGUCAAGCCAAGAAUCUCCCCAAGGCAGAGAGACAAACCCUCAUCCAGCACUUCCAGGCAAUGGUUAAAUCUCUAGAGAAAGAGGCAGCCAGCGAGAAGCAGCAGCUCGUGGAGACUCACCUGGCGCGAGUAGAAGCCAUGUUGAAUGACCGCCGUCGCAUUGCCCUGGAGAACUAUUUAGCAGCCCUGCAAGCAGACCCCCCUCGGCCUCACCGCAUCCUGCAAGCUCUGAAGCGUUACGUCCGGGCUGAGAACAAGGACCGUCUGCACACCAUCCGCCAUUACCAACAUGUCCUGGCAGUUGACCCAGAAAAGGCUGCGCAGAUGAAAUCUCAGGUGAUGACACAUCUCCAUGUGAUUGAAGAGAGGAUGAAUCAAAGCCUAUCUCUGCUCUACAAGGUACCCUAUGUGGCUGAAGAAAUCCAGGAUGAGAUUGAUGAGCUGCUGCAGGAGCAACGUGCGGACAUGGACCAGUUCACAUCCUCCAUCUCAGAGUCCCUGGUAGAUGUCCGAGUGAGCUCUGAGGAAAGCGAAGAGAUUCCCCUCCAGGAGGGCAAACCUUUCCGCCCAUUCCAGGUGAAAACCUUCCCAGCCUUGCCUGAAAGCGAAGAUCCUCAGCCGGAUUUGUACCAUCCAAUGAAAAAAGGUUCUGGCAUAGCUGACCUGGAUGGGCUGAUUGGGGCUGAGGAGAAAGUGAUUAAUAGCAAGAACAAAGUGGAUGAAAAUGUGGUAAUUGAUGAAACCCUUGAUGUGAAGGAAAUGAUUUUCAAUGCAGAGCGAGUUGGAGGACUGGUGGAGGAGCCGGAUGAUGACGGUUCCCUUGGUUCCUUUCAUGAUGACUUCAGUUUCAGCAGCAGUGCCCUCAUUGGUCUGUUGGUGAUUGCAGUUGCCAUAGCCACUGUCAUUGUCAUUAGCUUGGUGAUGCUGAGGAAGAGGCAGUAUGGGACAAUCAGCCAUGGGAUUGUGGAGGUUGACCCCAUGCUUACUCCAGAGGAGCGGCAUCUGAGCAAGAUGCAGAACCAUGGCUAUGAGAACCCGACUUACAAAUACUUGGAGCAGAUGCAGAUUUAAAGGAUGUGAAGAUGCAGCAGCCCUGACUAGAAGAGGGGCAGGGCAGAAAGGGCCAAAAUGGUCCAGUGUUUUGGAUCAACUACUGACCAACAGUUGCUUCAAGAGGACUUCAUCUUACAUUCAAAACUCCUGGAUCAUUAAGACUAUAAUUACUACUGUAGAGUUGCAAUUUCCAUUCUUUUAAAUGGGUGAAGAAAUGAUAAUAUAACAAUAUGAUGAUAUAUAAAUCUUUAAAUGGGGGAAAAAUGGAUCUAUUGCAGAUAUUUGACUGAGAUGUAGUUUUUCUUUUUUUAAAAAAAUACUCUGAAAAUCCCAGUUUUGUUGUACCGUCAUCUGAUACGAGCUCUAUAUAUAUAUAACGGGAGAUGUUGAUUUUUAUUUCUGAUAGAUCCCUUGUAUAUUGAAGGCCUUUGUACCAACCCACAUUGUAUAAAGGAGGCACUUGUGGCUCUUCAGUCAUUCUGGCUUUUAUAUAUAAAGCAGUAUUCCUUCUUUUUUUUUUUUUUUUUUUAACUGAAUUUUGCUGGAAGUUGCAAAGAGAUUAAAUAGGGUUCAGAGCAGUAAAAGUGUAACCCAGGAAGCAGAUCAAAGUGGUGAUUAAGGGGGAAAAAGCUUUAUGAAGAAUCCCCAGAUGCCAGUGCUCUGUGCCCACCCUGCAUCACAGUUCCUAGGAUCCUAGACUCCCUAGCGGCUCAGUUACAAAGCUAUUGCCAUCUCCAUUAAUAAGCACCUGAGUGGAAUGUUAGGCCGUGGCUUGUGCGUUCUGGGGUCUGCACAUUCCCCUUCUGAAUCUGGUCCUUGGUACUGAAUUUUAAAUCCCUCCACCAGAGGAUCUAACCAGCCUCCUUCAGUGCUCACCAGGCCCCUCUUACCACUAUCUGUAACUUUCCCCAGCUCCCUCCUCCCCCCCCACCAACACGGUAAGUAGGCUAGAGAUGCUGGUUUUGGAGCCUUGUAGUCUCUCUCUCCAGUGAUGUUGGGCCAUCUCUCUACUUUUAUUCCCAGGCCUAGAAGAAUGACUGGUGCAAUACUCAGCAUUGAGGAAUGAAAGUACAUGGAGUUCACUCUAAAUAAGGGGGAGAAUAGGAAAGGGAUACUGCCUAUUUGACCGAAAACUGUAGAGAGAAACGGGGUGUUUUCCAGUCACCAUCGUGUCUUUGUAGCGCUUGUAUAAUUGGUGUUAAUGCUCACAGCUUUUUUUUUUUUCAAUCUGGAGGUUCUGGUAACCUGUGGUGUAUUUUUUUUUUUUCCUUUUUUUUUCCUGUGACUUUUUUUCUUUCCCCCUUCCAUGUCUCUUCCCACUAUGCACAGAUUUACCUGCAAACUCCUUAAUGUGGUCUGUGGGGAAUGUACAAAGUUAAACACAUCAAUAAACACGUUAACUUCCAGAA
This is a messenger RNA of Alligator sinensis (Chinese alligator), 3604 nucleotides long. RefSeq names its product amyloid beta precursor like protein 2 (gene APLP2). Gene Ontology annotation, molecular function: heparin binding; transition metal ion binding; serine-type endopeptidase inhibitor activity. Gene Ontology annotation, biological process: axonogenesis; central nervous system development. Gene Ontology annotation, cellular component: membrane. The record is from RefSeq and is a predicted model, not a curated record. The transcript has 17 exons. Bases 54 to 2213 code for a protein of 719 amino acids. NCBI's taxonomy places the organism in Eukaryota, Metazoa, Chordata, Crocodylia, Alligatoridae.